Molecule: messenger RNA, 318 nt
Organism: Homalodisca vitripennis (glassy-winged sharpshooter)
Lineage: Eukaryota; Metazoa; Arthropoda; Insecta; Hemiptera; Cicadellidae
Product: AN1-type zinc finger protein 6-like
Molecular function (GO): zinc ion binding
Source: RefSeq, a predicted model, not a curated record
AUGGAGGAGCCUUGUGGAACGCACCACUCCACAGUGGAAGGGGAAGCAGCAGGCAUCAAUGGUGAGGUGGAAAAUAGCCAGCACCUCAACAAACGAAUGGAUAACAAGGGUUAUAAGGACUCUAAGAAGAAGACAAACCGCUGCACCAUGCGUCGCAAGAGGGUUGGGCUGACAGGUAUCAAGUGUAGCUGUGGCCUGUACUGUGGCAUCCACCGAUAUUCGGACAGGCACGACUGCUCGUUUGACUACCGAGAUCUUGGAGCACAAGAGAUCCGGCGCAACAACCCAGUUGUUACUAAUACAUCUGUACUUGUGUAG